CAAGUCAUCUCGCGUUGUGGCUCCGCCUCCAGAGAGGGUGGUUUCUGUGCAGCGGGGUCCAGAGCGGUGAGCGAGUCUUUCUCAGCUGCACGGAGGCUGGACCCUGAGCCUCUAAUCCCCUUGGUCCCAGCUUCCAUCUGCUCAGCACCAUGCCACUCGCCCGCAGCCUCUCGGUGACCUCUUUGACGGGACUGGAGGACUGGGAUGAUGAACUGGACCUGGAGAACGCCAUUCUUUUUGAGGUGGCUUGGGAAGUGGCCAAUAAAGUUGGUGGGAUCUACACCGUGAUCCAGACCAAAGCCAAGAUUACCCUGGAUGAGUGGGGUGAGAAUUACUUUCUGAUUGGGCCUUACCUGGAGCUGAAUGUCCGCACACAGGUGGAGCUCAUAGAGCCACCCAAUCCCGCUAUCCGCCGCACCAUGGACUCCAUGAACGCGAAAGGAUGUAAAGUUUAUUUUGGUCGCUGGCUGAUUGAGGGGGGACCCUAUGUGAUUCUCAUUGAUAUUGGGGCCACAGCCUGGAGCUUGGAUCGUUGGAAGACGGAACUGUGGGAAAGCUGCUCUAUCGGAAUUCCCUGGUAUGAUCGCGAGGCCAACGACGCCGUUCUCUUUGGCUUCCUCACGGCCUGGUUUCUGGGGGAGUUUGCUGCUCAGUGUGAAGAGAAGCCGUUCAUCAUUGGUCAUUUCCAUGAGUGGCUGUCUGGAGUUGGGCUUUUCCUCUGUCGGAUCCGUAAACUUCCAGUGGCAACCAUCUUUACCACCCACGCCACCUUGCUUGGACGCUACCUGUGUGCAGGCAGUGUGGACUUCUAUAACAAUCUGCCAAAUUUUAACGUGGACAAGGAAGCAGGAGACCGGCAGAUCUACCACCGUUACUGCAUGGAGCGUGCAGCUGUCCAUUGCACACACGUUUUCACCACUGUCUCUCAAAUCACAGCUGUGGAAGCUGAACACCUGUUGCAGCGAAAGCCUGAUAUUGUGACUCCCAACGGUCUGAAUGUCAAGAAGUUCUCUGCCAUGCAUGAAUUCCAGAACCUCCAUGCACAGAGCAAAGCACGUAUCCAGGAGUUUGUUCGAGGUCACUUCUAUGGGCACCUGGACUUCAACCUUGACAAGACCAUUUUUUUCUUCAUCGCUGGACGCUAUGAAUACUCGAACAAAGGGGCUGACAUUUUCUUGGAAGCUCUGGCCCGGCUUAACUAUCUGCUGAGGGUGAACGGCAGCCAGACCACAGUGGUGGCGUUCUUUAUAAUGCCAGCCCGUACAAACAACUUCAAUGUUGAGACUUUAAAAGGCCAGGCUGUCCGCAAGCAGCUCUGGGAUACAGCUAAUGCAGUGAAAGAGAAGUUUGGCAAGAAACUCUAUGAAUCGCUGCUGGUGGGGAAUCUUCCUGACAUGAACAAAAUGCUGGAUAAAGAGGAUUUCACAAUGAUGAAGAGAGCCAUCUUUGCCACCCAGCGGCAUUCAUUCCCCCCAGUCUGCACUCACAACAUGCUGGAUGAUUCCACUGACCCGAUCCUCAACACCAUCCGGCGCAUUGGCCUCUUCAACAGCAGCGCAGACCGUGUCAAGGUUAUCUUCCACCCAGAAUUUCUGUCUUCUACUAGUCCACUCCUUCCUGUUGAUUAUGAGGAAUUCGUUAGAGGCUGCCAUUUGGGGGUGUUCCCUUCUUAUUAUGAGCCAUGGGGCUACACACCAGCUGAAUGCACCGUCAUGGGGAUCCCGAGCAUCUCCACUAACCUCUCUGGCUUUGGCUGCUUUAUGGAGGAACACAUAGCAGAUCCAUCUGCCUAUGGCAUCUACAUCCUUGACCGGCGUUUCCGGGGCUUGGACGAGUCAUGUACGCAGCUGACCUCUUUCCUCUACAGCUUCUGCCAGCAGACACGGCGGCAGCGUAUCAUCCAGCGGAACCGCACAGAGAGGCUUUCUGACCUCUUGGAUUGGAAGUAUCUGGGCAGGUAUUACAUGUAUGCCCGGCAUAUGGCUCUAGCAAAGGCAUUCCCUGACAACUUCACCUAUGAGCCGCGUGAACCAACGGCUGCCCAGGGCUUCCGCUACCCACGCCCAGCCUCGGUGCCUCCGUCUCCCUCCAUUUCCCGUCACUCUAGCCCACACCAUAGUGAGACGGAAGAGGAUGACGAGCGGUAUGAUGAGGAAGAAGAGGCAGAAAAGGACCGGCAGAACAUCAAGCCCCCAGCCAUGAUGGGCCCUGUCCCCGAGUGGCGCAAGCGCUCCAAGAAGGGCUCAAGUGAAGCCAGCACCUCCUCCAAUGCCAGCACCCCGACCAUCCCCAGCAGCCCGAGUGACCUCAGUAGCCCCACCAACUCUCUGAUCGAAGAGAAGAAUUAGUCCCGUCAAACGCUGAGCCAGCUCGCACUCCCGCUCUUUCCCACACCUCCCCUGCCCCACGGCCUCAGUUACGUCAGCUGUGCCCCGUUGCUGGUUUCUGGUCCUAGAGUGGUCUCUAGUGUCCUAGAGUGUAGGUUCUACAGCCGAGGAGGGGUUCCAGGCUGGUGUGUUUUUAAACAUUUGCUCCCUUAAGUUUAUCUGCUCUGGAGGGCACCUGGGAAGAUCCUCACCUACGCACACAUUUUGGAAUGGGUCAGAAGGCUGCCCUUUGGCGCAUUCUAGAAUGUGAGGUGCGUCUUUAUGUUCACUUGGGCGUCCACUGUCAGGCGGUGCCUCUCCCCCUGCCCGGCUCUCCUUCAGGUACAGCCUAGAGGCCCAUGUGCUGCCGUCCUUUUGGGAGGAAGGAUCUGAAUGUGUACAAGAGCACUGCUGUGUAAAGUGGGGGGGGGGGGGGGGGCGAGAAAAUGGGAGGGUUUCUUGAGAGUGACAUAGAGUGAUCUUCAUGGUUCUUGAUGCUGCUGGCUGAAACUGUGGCUGGGUAAGUCUGUGGUCUAGAAACAGAGCUACACUCCCCCACCGCAGUCAGGUAUCACUGACUCCAAAAUGAUUGAGCCUUUUUAAAGAAUGUUCAUAGGACAAGGUUUUGAAAACCAGAAUAGAGUUCUUGAUCCUUUUUUUUAUAUAUAACACUAGGUUGUUGAUGUAAGGGUUGGAUCAUGCGAAUGCUUGUUCCAGAGCAUUCCUCAGCGAGGUUAUAUUACGCUCUGGUAUUCCAGGGAAGCCCAGUGCUUGUGCGGGGCCAGAAACUUCUGUUAAAAAGUGCGUGCCUGCUCUGCUCUGCUCUAAAUGGGAUGCUGCCACGCAUCUUGAAUAAGUCAGCACAUUCUUGUCUCGCUUCUUCUGGACUGUUUUUAUUGAUGGAGUUGGUGAAAUCAUUCAAAGGGGAAGGGCUCUAGAAUGAGAAACUGCAAGAAGAGACUAACAUUUUGGAUGUGUGUCCCUUUGGAAAUAUGCACAGCUGAAGGAAGGUCUUGCAAUUAGAGGAGCGGUCCGCUUGUUCAAUGGCACGUCCACCUGGGAAUAUUAAGAGGUUUUUCAUGGUUGCUUUGGAACCUUUUAAGGCAAGCAUUGCAGUUUAAAGUCAACGGUUAAAGGAAGUAUAGUGUUGUUCUUGACAUGGUCAAGAAGUCCUUGGUCUUGGUCCUCCUUUCCCAACCUGGUGCCCACUUGUGUUGUGUUCUACUUGUGUUGGACUAGAAUUCCCAUUAUCCCUAGCCAGCAUUGCUGCCAGGGAAUUUAGCAUUUGAACAAAACCCUAUUUUUUCAUAAAGUGAUAAUGGGGGAGCUGAAUAAGUGUGGAGCUGAAAGAAACCUAGAACUGUGUGAAUCACCAAGUAGUUCCACCAGAGGAAUAGGAGAACCAAGAGAGGACUCCAUGGAUGGCUUUUUCUGGAGUGAUACUUGUAGGCUGAUAACUGUGCUCAUCCCAAUGGAUACUUGAGAGCAUUCUGGUACCAUUCAAAGUGCAAUAUUAUUCGUCUGUAAUUUUUUUAAGUGCCAUGGUGAAUUUAAUGAGGAAGGACCACUGCUUGUUUAAAACCGAUGGAACAAGCCAGAGGAGAGUCGUCUUGCUUCAAGAAUGGAAAGCUACAGGCACCCAUUCUAUAAGCUGGUCUUCCUCAACCCAGCACCUUCCAAAUGUAUUGAGUUAAAACUCCCACCAUUUCCACUGUGCAGAACUGGAAGGCAGCAGCUUGGGGGAGGCUUACGGAGGCCAGGCAUGAGGAAGAAGGCAGAUCUCAAGAUGUUUCGGACUUCAGUUCCCAUCCUUCUAAAAACUUCUGGAGAUCAAUCUUCUGUUCAUGCCUCCUACAGUUGAGAAUGUAUACAAUAUCUGGGGUGCUUCCUUGAUUUCUCUUGCAGGAAGGUAAGCAGUUCUGAAUUACGGGUGUUCCUAAGAGCAUAUCUGAACAUUGUGCAUUAAAAUGUGCCAAAACCUGUCAUGCAUUUUUCUAGUGGUACACAGCACUCGGAGUAAAAGACAAGCUGCUAGGAUGCAGUCCCUUCAAGCCCUUAAUGCUUCUUGUUCAAAUGGCUGUGCCAACCUCGCACCCCUCAGAUGGCCAUGAGUGGAUGGAAAUUAUGGGAAUUGCAAUCCAACACAUCUGGAGGGCACCAGGUUGGAGAAGCCUGGACUGUGCUGCCUAAAUGUGGGCUCCUUGCAGCCCUCGUCUUAGGAGUCCUGGAUCACCUGCCAUGAUCGUUGAAAUCAACGUAUGCCAGAAUGUUCUGGACUGCUGUGAUGCCACCUCGUCAUGAAGAGUUGUGAUGCGCUUGUGGAGGUGUAGGACAGUCUGAACAAAUGGCCCCUCUUGCACAGGCAAGCAGAGGGAAGGCCACUGAAAGAUGCAUGGCCUACUGUAAGUGAUCCAUCGAAAUUCUGUCUAGUACAAGAGAGGAAGCUACUUCAAGAGUGGAGCAAAUGCCAGCACGCAAAGAGACCGCUCAGUUCUGCAUCUUUUCCCAAACUCUUGGUAUCAGCAGCAAGGAAAAUCACUUUUAAAAAGACUUUUUGUGUGGCCUAGGCUAUUCCUUCUCAUGAUGCCUCCUGUUUGCUUGACUCAUGAACCACAUCUUCUCCCUAUCUCCCCUGCUCUCGGUUCUCUUACUCGGUCAUUUAUGAAGGAAUCUUCUUGGUUUAAGGCUUCAUGAGGCAAUGACCCUGUUUUCCUCCCCCACUGGUACUCCUGUCUUGUAGAAUUUAUGGCUGUUGAAAAAUGCUUGAGAUCUUUAGCAUCUCUCUUCCUCAUCUCCCAUUCUGGUGUGAAAAAAGUCCAAACUAUGACAAACAAAAGUUUGUGUGUGAGACAAUCAAUUCAAUUAUUUAUGAAUAAAUUUUGCUUUGAAGAAACUA
This is a messenger RNA of Varanus komodoensis (Komodo dragon), 5262 nucleotides long. RefSeq names its product glycogen synthase 1 (gene GYS1). Bases 150 to 2348 code for a protein of 732 amino acids. The transcript is spliced from 17 exons. Gene Ontology annotation, biological process: glycogen biosynthetic process. The record is from RefSeq and is a predicted model, not a curated record. NCBI's taxonomy places the organism in Eukaryota, Metazoa, Chordata, Lepidosauria, Squamata, Varanidae. Gene Ontology annotation, cellular component: cytoplasm. Gene Ontology annotation, molecular function: alpha-1,4-glucan glucosyltransferase (UDP-glucose donor) activity.